AUUGCAUCAAGAAUGGCUGACAUUCCGUACUCUGGAACACAAAUGAACGUCAAUUCUGAGGAAAACACAGAGAAUGGUCUUAUCUCUGGAGGUGACAAUGGUCAUAGCUUUGGGAAAACAGUAGCAUUUGUUCCUUGUUCUUCUGGAGAAGAUGUGAAUCUUGGCGUUGAUGACAUUGUUCUUAAAGGUGAACCUUGUUCUAGUUCUUGGUCUCCUUAUGUGAAACAUGACACUACAAGUGGGGAAAAUUACGUUGAAGAUAAGAGCACUUCUUUGACCUUAUUUGAUCUUAAAGUUAAAGAGCAAGAACCUGUUGUAAAAGAGGAAUAUCUGCUGAUAAAAGAAGAAUCCUGUUUUGAGUGGUCGUGUGAUGUCAAGGCCGAGGGUAAUAAUUAUCUUGAAUCGGACAUUAAAAUUGGAUACUUUCAAAUAAAAAAAGAUGAGCCUAUGUGUUUGUUCAGGGAGGAAGAAGAGGUAAAACCUGUCAGAGAUACUAAUUUAGAUCUAGGCAAAAGUGAACCAGUAUUGGAAUAUUUUCCUGACUUUGGUGAUGGUGAAGUGAAACCAAAAUUAGAGGGUUUUGUCAAAGAGGAAGUGUCAGAAUGGGAGGGUCCAGACUUUGGAGAGAUAGGAAAGACAGAAGGACAAGUGGGAGAUGUGGAGGAGAUGAGUGCUGAGCCUAUAAUGUUUGUUGAGGAUCACAUCAGUCUGGCUGGAGGACUAAAACUGCAUGAUACUUCCGCUGAAAGGAGUUUGUGUGUAGAGCAGAGUUCCAACUCACACACUUAUGUUGUUACAUCCAUUUUCUCUGCUGAUCCAGCACUUUUGGAAUACGUCUCAAAAAAUUCUGGCUCUGUUGUCAGGAAUCAAGGUUCUGAUUUCAGCUUUUCUUGUACUGAGUCAAUGGCCAGUGCUAUCAAUUUGUCAGAGUCUUCUAGUAGGCCUACCACAAACCCAGAAGUGUAUAAGGAGGCUGACACGGGUCGCCCAGAUGGACCCAGACUUAGGACUACGAAAAUUUGGUACUCAAAAGAAAAUCCUUACAAGUGUAAAGUUUGUUGUCAAAGGUUUACAAAAAGCGAUAAGCUACGAAGACAUGAAAGAUCACACUCAGUUGGGGCAAAACCGUACAAGUGUGAAAUUUGUGGUGCAACAUUUACAGAGAGUGACAGAUUACAGAGACAUGAAAGAACACACACUGGAGAAAAAUCUUUCGAUUGCAAAGUUUGUAGUGCGACGUUUGCACAGAAGGGUGUCUUACAGAGGCACAUGACAAGACACACAGGAGAAAAGCCUUACAAAUGUGAAGUUUGUGGUGUAAUGUUUGCACGAGCCAGUGCCUUGAAGAGCCACAAAAGAACACACACAGGAGAAAAACUUUCCGAGUGUGAAGUUUAUAGGGAAAAGUUCACAAAAUGUAGUAGAUCUAACCAACUGAAAAGUAAAAGAACACACACAGGAGAGAAAACUCACAAGCGUGAAGUUUGUGGUGUAACGUUUACACGAGCCAGUGUCUUGAAGAGCCACAAAAGAACACACACAGGAGAAAAACUUAACGAGUGUGAAGUUUAUGGUGAAAAGUUCACAAAAAAUAGUAACCAACAGAAACGUAAUUUAAGAACACACACAGGAGAGAAACCUCACAAGUGUGAAGUUUGUGGUGUAGUGUUUUCACAAGUCAGUGUCUUGAAGAGUCACCAAAGGACACACACAGAAGUAGAAAAGCCUUACAAGUGUGACGUUUGUAGUAUGAUAUUUACACGAGCCAGUGUCUUGAAGAGUCACAAAAGAACACACACUGGAGAAAACUUAAUGAACAUGACGUUUGUGGUGAAAAGUUCAUAAAAAGUGGUAACAUACUGAAACUUAAAAAAAGAA
Messenger RNA from Aplysia californica (California sea hare), 1878 nucleotides. RefSeq names its product zinc finger protein 436-like. Gene Ontology annotation, biological process: negative regulation of transcription by RNA polymerase II; regulation of cytokine production; regulation of immune system process. The transcript has a single exon. The record is from RefSeq and is a predicted model, not a curated record. NCBI's taxonomy places the organism in Eukaryota, Metazoa, Mollusca, Gastropoda, Aplysiida, Aplysiidae. The coding region runs from base 13 to 1845 and encodes 610 amino acids.